Molecule: messenger RNA, 1816 nt
Organism: Drosophila eugracilis
Lineage: Eukaryota; Metazoa; Arthropoda; Insecta; Diptera; Drosophilidae
Product: leucine-rich repeat extensin-like protein 5
Exons: 3
Coding region: 85-1710 (541 amino acids)
Source: RefSeq, a predicted model, not a curated record
GGUGAAGGUCGCUUGGGCUAUAGCCCGACGAGUUUCAGCUGUUCCUGAUCUGUAAUCCGUAAGCCGGGUUUAGUUCGAAUCGGCAUGUCUGAUCAGAAAGUGUGUUCCUGGCUGCUGCAGCCGGUGCUGCUAUUAAUCUGCCUGGGACUAUUUCCCGCUGAGGUUAUCACUAAUUCUAUACCAAAUCCCUGCCAGAAUGGUCAGGUCUAUGCCAAUGGCGCUUGCAGUCCGGUUAUUGUGAAUGUAUAUAAUGGCUAUUGUGGUGGUCAGACAGGGAUUCCUUGCAAUUCUGGCAAUCCUGUGGUUGUUACUGGUACUCCUGGAUGUCCCAACGCUCCUGUGCCUCCAACAGUGGAUCCAGCUAAGCCACUCUGUCCAAAUACGCCCUUAAACCCCAUAGUGGAUCCAGUGAAGCCGCUGUGUCCAAACACUCCCUUAAAUCCUAUUGUGGAUCCCAGUUCUCCUCAAAAACCUGCAGAGAAUCCGUCUACUCCUACUUCUCCCAAUACACCUUUAAACCCUAUAGUUGAUCCGGUUAAUCCGCUGUGUCCCAAUACCCCUUUGAAACCCAUAGUGGUUCCGGCUACUCCUGCUUGUCCCAAUGCUCCUCUAAAUCCCAUAGUGGUUCCUGCUACUCCUCCUUGUCCCAAUGCACCUCUAAAUCCCAUAGUGGUUCCCGGUACUCCAACUGGUUGUCCACCUUCAAGUAAUUGCAAUCAAACCACGGAGUGUCCCAAUAAUUGUCCCAAUUCGUGCAAUACUAAUUGCCCCUCAAACUGUCCUAAUCCAGCUCCUUGCCCGACUUCUCCACCAAUUAUCACUCCUGUUACAACACCUGCCCCUGAAACCCCACCCGCCCCUCAACCAACUCCGUCACCCUAUCCACCACCCACAUCCUCACCAAUUACCACACUUCGCCCUGAACCAAUCCCAGUCCCUACUCCCCCACCGGCUCCAAUAAUCCGCUGUCCGCAAGGAACAAUCCUGGUCAAAGGUGCCUGCCGCCUACUCUAUUGUGGAAGAUAUGAAAUAUACAACGAAGGACGCUGCAUUAAGGCUCGUUGUCCUGCAGGAUAUGUUUGGACGGGAAUCAGGUGCUCUAAGCCCAGCCCCAUUGAUGUCGGCACCAUUUACAUAGAGAACAAUGCCUACCAGAAAUCUGGAGGUCUGCCCCAAACUUUCACCAAUGUCAACAAUGUCGAGGUCAAUGCCUCCAUUGCAAUCCAAGGACAAACUUCCGAGGAAGAGGAGGAGGAGGAGGAAGAGAAAGUGGUAGUCGCACCGCAGCUGCCUUCAGGACCCUGCUGCAAUGUGGUGGCACCAAGGAUUUGCACCAGCCCAGUCGAUCAGUUUGCCUACAAGUGCUUCAGCAGGACUCAGCAGCAGUGUGGAUCCUUCUGCAGUGCUAACAAAGUGGUCCUUGCCCCGCCAUCAGUAACUACCUGGACCCAGGCUAACAACCAGAUGUUGGUCAUGCCACCUAAUUGGGUGGGUCAGGGUUGUCAAUCCAACGGAGGCAUCUGCCAGCAGGCUUCGAACUACGACUGUAGCGGCUGUGCGAUGGGUGACUUUUCCACCUGCUCCUCGUACUGUUACUCCUACAAGUGCAGCAGCCACAACUGCGCCUAUUAUGACCAGAGUCAGUACUGCUCCCAGUUUCCUGGUCAAAUCGGCUGCCGAGCGGAUGAUGGAUGGUUCCCAUCUUCGUAAAAUUAAACUAUUAAAUAGUAAACCAAACCAAAUUUGGUUAAACCAAGUCAUUGCUUUGUGACUUAAGUAAUAUUUUUUGGAAAAUAAAUGUUAUUUUAUAUGAAAA